Messenger RNA from Gossypium raimondii (Peruvian cotton), 1448 nucleotides. Its product is annotated as UDP-glycosyltransferase 83A1. Bases 1 to 1380 code for a protein of 459 amino acids. Gene Ontology annotation, molecular function: UDP-glycosyltransferase activity. The transcript has 2 exons. The record is from RefSeq and is a predicted model, not a curated record. NCBI's taxonomy places the organism in Eukaryota, Viridiplantae, Streptophyta, Magnoliopsida, Malvales, Malvaceae.
AUGGCGGUCAGGCGAGGACAUGUAAUAGUGAUACCCCACGCAGCACAAGGCCAUUUAGCUCCUCUCAUGAAGUUAUCACUCCAAAUCGCCGCUCAUGGAGUGAAAGUGACGUUAGUUAACACCGAAUUCAUUCACGAAAAAGUGAUGGCUUCCUUACCGGCGAAAGCUUUGGAAGAAGACCAGAGGCCGCCGAUAAGCUUAGUUUCGAUCCCUGAUGGAUUGGAAGCUGACGAUGAUCGACGGGAUUACGUUAAGAUGACGGAAAGUAUGCAGAGAGUUAUGCCUGGUCAUUUCAUGAAGUUGAUCGAGAAUAUUAAUAGUAGGAGUAACGGUGAUGAGAAAAUCAGUUGUGUUUUGGCUGAUACGGCGGCCGGAUGGGCGCUUGAAGUGGCGGAGAAAAUGGGAAUCAAACGAGCGGCGGUGCUUCUCUCUGGACCGGCAUCUAUGGCACUGGCACUGCAUGUUCCAAAGCUUGUUGAAGCUGGAAUUUUAGAUAGUGAUGGAACACUGAAAACAGAUGAACCGAUCACACUUUCAGAAGAUAUCCCAUCAUGGAGUCGCAGUGAGCUGUCAUGGAGUUGCAGUGACGACCCAGUGAUGCAGAAACUUCUAUUUGCAUAUGUUUCAACCGCUGCCAAAACUUUCAAAUUUGCAGAACAGAUUCUUUGCAACUCAUUUCAUGAGCUCGAUCCAUCUGCCAUGAAAUUGAUCCCCAAAGCCUUACCCAUUGGCCCUUUUUCAACAACCAAUCAUUUCGAAACCUUUGCUGGAAAUUUAUGGCCUGAAGACUCUACUUGCUUAACCUGGCUCGAUAAACAAACCCCAGGCUCCGUCAUUUACGUAGCAUUGGGAAGCACAACCAUGUUGAGUCCAAACCAAGUGGGUGAACUCGCACUCGGCCUUGAACUCACUGCUCUCCCAUUUUUAUGGGUGGUGAGGUCCAACAUGACUGACGGUUCAACAGCGGAAUUCCCUAAAGGUUUCAUGGAGAGAGUGGCGGAUCGUGCCAAAUUGGUGCAGUGGGCGCCUCAGGAAAAGGUGUUGGCUCACCCUAGUGUGUCUUGUUUCCUGAGCCACUGCGGUUGGAAUUCCACCAUGGAAGGUCUAACAAUUGGGGUUCCUUUUCUUUGCUGGCCAUACUUUGCGGAUCAGUUCCAUAACCGAACCUAUAUCUGUGAUGUUUGGAAGAUUGGUCUUGGAUUGGAAAAAGAUGAAAAUGGGAUUAUUACAAGGAAUGAACUGAGUUCCAAGAUCAAUACACUGCUCUCUUCUGAUGAAAUCAAAGCAAAUUCAUUUCAACUCAAGGGAGUUGCUAGAAAAAGUGUGGCUGAAGGUGGGUCUUCUUUCAAAAAUUUUAAAGGCUUCAUUGACCAGAUUUAACUCUGGCUUUAAAUUAAUGUUUAUUGUCAUUGUCUCCAUGAAUUGAAUUGUAACAAACAUUUUAAUCA